Limulus polyphemus (Atlantic horseshoe crab) is the source of this 1193-nucleotide messenger RNA. RefSeq names its product cofilin/actin-depolymerizing factor homolog. Gene Ontology annotation, molecular function: actin filament binding. Gene Ontology annotation, biological process: actin filament fragmentation; actin filament severing; cell motility. NCBI's taxonomy places the organism in Eukaryota, Metazoa, Arthropoda, Merostomata, Xiphosura, Limulidae. The record is from RefSeq and is a predicted model, not a curated record. The coding region runs from base 126 to 572 and encodes 148 amino acids. Gene Ontology annotation, cellular component: actin cytoskeleton; actin cortical patch; cytoplasm. The transcript is spliced from 3 exons.
CCAGAAAUAUGAAUGCGUAGUGAUAUACCUCAUAUUACUUAGAAGCUUACGUUGUCUGAGUACCACCCUUCCUUUCGAAACGUGAACGUUAGUGAUAUUCUCAGUGAAGUUAUUUCAAUUCAAACAUGGCCUCUGGUGUAACAGUGUCAACAGAAUCCAAGACUGCUUUUGAUGAAGUAAAGAAGGCCAAGAAAUUUAGGUACAUUAUUUACUACAUCAAAGAUGAAAAAACUAUUGAUGUCGAGGCAAAAGGUGAAAGAGAUACAACUUAUGAAAACUUCCUAUCAACUCUUGAUCAGUACAAGACAGAAUGUCGCUAUUGUGUAUUCGAUUUUCCUGUUAGUGUGGCUGUGGAAGGAAGUGAAAAAAAGCCUGAUAUGACAGUAGACAGAUUAGUGCUAAUGUCCUGGUGCCCAGAUUCAUCUCCAGUGAAACAGAAGAUGUUGUACUCCUCUAGUUUUGAUGCUCUCAAGAAAGCACUUGUAGGAGUCUACAAGUAUAUACAAGCUUGCGACUUUGAGGAAGUAGCUGAAGAGGCAAUAAAUGAAUCACUGAAGAAAGGUGGAAAGUAAAGUAAGAUUCCUCAGUCUUCUGAUUGUCACCUUUGUAACAUUUAAUUUUGCAAAAUGUGGACAGGAUUCUGUUUAACUCCAAAGUUGAGUGCAGAGUUCAAAUCAUGUGCUCCAAAUACCAUUUGAUUCAUAUCAAUUGUUUUUUGUUUUGUUUUUUCCAAAAACUUGUGUGAUUACUAAGACUUGUAGAUCUUUUGUGAAUGUUUGUGCUGUAAAAUAUUUCUAUGUUUACUUUUUCUUUAAAUUGAAGUGUUGAUCACAGGUACUGGAUUAGAAUUUAUCAGCUUGUCAUGUGGAUAUAUUAGUAAUUGAAAACUAGCAAAGCAAAUGUAAAGUUCUAGAUCAUUGGAUUUUUUUGUUGUUUCUAAACAUGUAUUUCUAUUUUGUCAAAAGUAAUUUAAUAUAUGUAUAAUUUAGUUUCUUUAUAUUUUCACUGAAAACCUUUUCACAUGCUAAAUUUGAUAAGUAUGUUAUAUGGUAAGCUUUAAGUAAUGCUUUUGCUUCAGAAAUAUCUUUCAACAAAAAUCUUUUACCAGGAAUAAUCUUGACGGUUAAGACUAAAUCGAAUGGCACAUGUAAUUCACCAGGUAAAUUAUGCCAAUAAAUAUUCAAAAUAUCAAA